GAUGCAGUUCUAUACAGUCUUUAUGUAUACUCACCCAACAAGAUUGCUCCUGCGAUAUUUGCAGUGCUGUAUGGAAUCUCGGCGGCUGGUCAUAUCUGGCAAUGCCUGUGUGUCUACACANNUCACUAUAAAGCAUGGAGAAUGAUAGGACUGCAUCCGAUGUGUGCAGUCUUCUAUACAGCGGGCUACGCACUUCGAGAAUACGGCGCUUUCAAUUACCUAUAUUCACCGACAAACCUCAAUGUCUUCAUUUUGGCCAACUACCAUGUUUUAGGCCGGGUGUUGUACUAUGUUCCGUAUUGCGCGCCUUUCCCGCCCCAUCGCAUCAUGUCGUUGUUUGGCGCUUUGGUCGCUAUCGUCGAAGCUCUUAAUGGUCUGGGAGUUGCGUUUACCUCUAACCCUUCAUCCUCGCCGAGCACUCAAGAGCUAGGAAGCAAAUUGACCAAAGCAUCGCUUGCCUUCCAGCUUGCUGUGAUCGUUGUGUGCGUCGUUCUGGCUGGAACCUUCUAUCGCAACUGUGUUAAAUCUGGCAUCCACAGCAGAAACAUUAAAACCCCACUUGUUGUUUUAUCUGUUAGCAUGUUUCUAAUUCUUGUACGCUGCAUCUAUCGUCUGGUCGAACACAUCGGGAAUGUCAGACUUGCUAUCGAUGACCUUGAGGCUAUGAAACGUCUUACACCACUUCUUCGCUAUGAAUGGUACUUUUACGUCUUUGAGGCUUCGACUAUGCUGCUUAAUUCGGCGAUCUGGAAUAUCUGGCAUCCUGGUCGUUAUUUGCCUCGAUACCAUAACGUACACCUCUCCCGCGACGGUCUCGAAGUGCACGCAGAGGAACACUCGGAUGAUAGACCAUUGCUGGCUAAGGCAGGCUCGGUGUUGACGUUUGGGAUCUUGUUUCGCAGGAAGAAGGUGGCGAGGCAGCAGAGUUGGGAACUUGAUGCUCGUAAUAUCUACGACUCGAGACAAAGGGAAACGAUGAUUGAUCACUAA
This is a messenger RNA of Aureobasidium musti, 990 nucleotides long. NCBI's taxonomy places the organism in Eukaryota, Fungi, Ascomycota, Dothideomycetes, Dothideales, Saccotheciaceae. The record is from the annotation of a GenBank genome assembly.